Molecule: messenger RNA, 1806 nt
Organism: Diachasma alloeum
Lineage: Eukaryota; Metazoa; Arthropoda; Insecta; Hymenoptera; Braconidae
Exons: 1
Coding region: 1-1806 (601 amino acids)
Source: RefSeq, a predicted model, not a curated record
AUGGAUUCAUCCAAAAAAAUCAACAAAUCAAAGUCCCUCCCCCCCAAACCCCUAAGAAAAUCUUCAAUAACAGCGAUAAAGACGUCAAGCGUAAAAACUCAAGAGGCAAUCGAAGACCGUCGCUUGCGAAACUGGCGAAAGUGGUUAGAAAAUCGCGAAAGGACCUGCGACCAUUUGAAAUCCUUGACCGGGCGUAAGUCCGAGGACUUGUUGCUAAACUCCUACGAAAAAAUUCGCCCCAAAAUCGAGAUCCAGAAUCUUCUCGAGGCAGCUGCUGACUCAGUCCUCCCCGAUAAAUCCAAGGCUGACCUCAACUUCUGGACGACUCCGGUGUACCUGAAGAACCGGCGAGACCCAGAGAACCCGGAAAUCGCGCUAUCCCUCACAAAAAAGCGCCUAAAAAUCCCGAGGAUCCUCUCCCGAGUCUUUCUCCCAGAACUAACCCAACGGGAAAAAUGUCUGACUCUCCCGAAGCCCCCGGCGCUCCCCGAGAAGCACAGCGAGUACCUCCGGAGAAAACUGGCGGAAUUAUCCCCCCAGAUAUCUAAAUUAAACCUAAAAAUCGGAGAUGUCGAUCAGGUCGCGGUUGAGGGUAAGAGAAUCCCGGAUAAACAGCGGAUAAUUUUAAAAAUAAACGACGAAGAGAUCGUCUUCGACGAGGACUCGAUGAAGAAACCGCAAUGCACUCGUUUUUCCCUGGACUUUUUCUCGAAGAAGUCCCAACAAUCCGAGAGAUUCAUCUGUCUAGACAACAAAACCUUCGAGAAUUUAAUUUACAAGUGGCAGGAGCCGGUGUCUGACCGUGACAACUUCUCAAGAAUGCAAACAGGAAAGUUCUUUCACUUUGCAAAGCCCUCGGACAUUAUUUCGCCGGGCCGUUGUGGCGAGUUGAUCAUCCGGUACCAGCCGCAGGCCCCGGGGGUCCACCUGGAGUCCGUAAUCCUGGAGACCUUCCCCAGGCUCUCGCAAUCCCCAAUGGUCCUCAGUCUCUGGGGUGUCUGCGAGGAGCCCGGCAGAUUUCCAAACAGAAUAAUUGAUUACCAGGAUUAUCUGAAUGUUCGGUUUCGUAAUUCAGUUGUUUCAGGGAUUAUCGAGGAGAUCUGGGGGAGGGUGGAGUCACCUCCCCCUCGGUAUCCUCCUCACGCCCUUUAUUUUCUGGAGAGGGAAGUCUUCGCGGCGAAAAAUCCGGGAUUUUCUUAUGAUCGCGAGGCUGUGGGAGAGCUCAAGCGGAUGCUCGAGGGACUCGUGCGGAGGGACCCUUGGGCUUUAUCUCUUUCCGAACUCCAGGAUCACAUUCUCCGGGUUCAUGACGCCAAUGGGAGGUCUGAGAUGCUGAAUAAAUUCGGGAAAUUGUGUCGAGGCCUCAGGGGGCACAGGAGAUGGGAAUUAUCGAUCAGUUCGAGGCAUCAAGUUGUGUUUAAUUUAGUUUCCGGGUUUGCGAGUCAAUUCUCGGUGGAGAGCGAGUGUGUGAAGACACUGUGCGCUUGGGGUGCGUUCAAGGUGGAGGGAGUUCAAGACGAUGUAUCAAAGUGCAGUGGGGGGGCGCGUGGCGAAGAGGAGUCCGAGUCAUCGCGGAGGAGGGAACGAGGUCGGGGGAAGGCACUGAAUAGCUCCACUGGCUCCAUUGUAUCGGACAUUCAGGAAUAUUGGGACACUGGGGGUCAAGAGGGGAUUUACGAUGUUGGGUUGUAUCACGAGGUUUUUUGCGCGAGGAUUUAUCAUCUGCUUGGGGAGACUGUGGACAAAAUCUCGGCUGCUGUCGACGGGAUAAAUCAUUUGGGGGGAGGGUUUCAAGGGGGAGGGUAG